CUGUGCACGUGACAACACGCCUAAUGAGAUAGCAGUGUUUUGCCCGGGAGGGCCGGCUACGGCUUGUCUAUAAAAGCCCCCAUGCGGUAAGAAGCCGUGAGUAGUGUGGCAAUAACAGUUGUGGAGAUAGCACGGGCUGGUGGAAACGCUGUCUUGCAAGCAGAGCCAGCCGUUUCUGAGAGUAAAAAUCGUUCUGAAGAUUUAUACUAGGGAUAUUAACGAUAAUUCAGUGGGUGAAAGGACAAACCAGCUGAAUCCACUGAUAGAAAAAAUAUAGGACAACCCUAAGUGACGUCACAGCAACAUUCAAGAUGGCGGAAAAAGGUGUCCACUUUUUCGACGAACCAAUCGACCGACGCCAUACGUGUCUCUUGGGAAUUCCCGAGGAUAGACUGGCCUUGAAACGUCAUAGCCUUCCCGUCGUGCCACAGAUUCGAAUCUCCGAAAAUACCCAUGAUUCCAUAUUUGAUGACGAUGAUGAUGGAGACGAGUGGUGGACUGACCAAUCAGUGUCGUCGAUGGAUGACCUGCUACAUAAGUCAGUUCCAGAAUACAAAGUUGUGGUCAUGGGAUCGGCAGCCGUCGGGAAAACGGCGCUAAGAGUAGAGUUUUGCACCACUGAAAUUAUUCGGGAGUUUCUGGACGAGGAUGACUCAAUGAUGCUCGAUAUGAACGAGAGAACAUUCAGCGUGGACGGGAUGGAAACCACUCUGCAUCUAACGGACACUUCCGGUCACCUUUGUCAACGGUUGUGUGAGGACGAGGAAUCCGAGCUAGCCGUUCAGGAUAAGCAUAAGGAGGAGAAUGGAGAGGGAAAUGAGAACUACGUCCGAAGAAGAGACCAGUACAUCCCAAAGGGAGACGCCUACCUGAUAGUGUACGCCAUCAACGACAGGGAGAGCUUCAAGACGGCCUCCAAACUACUCAUCAAGUUGAGAAGAAGCAGACCCCUCCACGACAUUCCCGUCAUCCUUGUCGGCAACAAACGAGACUUGGAAAGAUCGCGAGAGGUCAAGAAGAAAGAGGGCACCGCAUGCGCCAAGGUCAUGGAGUGCAAGUUCAUCGAGACGUCAACAACGAUACGUCACAACAUCGACGAGCUGUUCGAAGGUGUCGUCCGACAGAUCCGUCUCCGUAGCAACGUGGAGGAGCGCGACUCCGAGCUCAUGCAGAAAAUGGCGUCAUCGGAAAGACGAGGCAGCAAGGGUAUUCUGGGUAAAGCCAAAAACCUGCUCACCUCCAUGUUACCGAAGAAGAGGAGGAACAGAUUGGUGUCCAGCUCCUGUAACGAUCUGUCGGUUCUGUGAAUUCAAACCUUCGACGGUACAAUAUCAUGUUCCCACAAUGAAUUGCAAUGAACUUUGACCUCUUUAGCGCCUGAGUAUGAGUGAUUAUCAACGGGAAAGGGCUUGUUGCAUAGAACCUCCAUGAUAUGGCAGAAAGAAUAAAAGGAAAAGAAUCACUGAUAAUGAGAGGACGUCAACACGGUUCCGAUGAAAGAUGUAUAGUUUUCGCCUGCUGUCUUCGAAUCCCAGCGACAAAGAAUGUAAUUGCAGGUGUUGUAUGUAACAUAGAAAUGAUAAAAUUAGAAAUUUGAAUGCGCUGCAAUAACAAUGACUGAGAGAGGGGUUCCUGUUAUCAUUUAGCUGCAACAUAAAUAAAUACAGAGAUACUGAAAAAGGUGUUCCUAUAUUGUUAAGAAGGUGUUCAUCGACAUGUACUCUUAAAAAUGUUUGUUUUUUCCACAAUUUUCACAACGUCAGUCAAUUGAUUAUAUUUGAUAUCUUUGAUUUCACAGAUGUUUACACCGUUUCUAUAUGUUGUUGCAGUAUUUCUUACAGUAUUUCAUGUAUAAUUGCUGCAAUAUUCCACAAAUGUUGUAAUGAACGAAUAAAGUGAAUCACGAUAA
Molecule: messenger RNA, 1909 nt
Organism: Branchiostoma floridae (Florida lancelet)
Lineage: Eukaryota; Metazoa; Chordata; Leptocardii; Amphioxiformes; Branchiostomatidae
Product: ras-related protein Rap-2c-like
Exons: 7
Coding region: 312-1307 (331 amino acids)
Cellular component (GO): plasma membrane
Molecular function (GO): calcium channel regulator activity; GTPase activity; GTP binding
Source: RefSeq, a predicted model, not a curated record